Molecule: messenger RNA, 887 nt
Organism: Sinocyclocheilus grahami
Lineage: Eukaryota; Metazoa; Chordata; Actinopteri; Cypriniformes; Cyprinidae
Product: hypoxanthine-guanine phosphoribosyltransferase-like
Exons: 9
Coding region: 1-774 (257 amino acids)
Biological process (GO): guanine salvage; hypoxanthine metabolic process; GMP salvage
Cellular component (GO): cytosol
Molecular function (GO): hypoxanthine phosphoribosyltransferase activity; magnesium ion binding
Source: RefSeq, a predicted model, not a curated record
AUGAGGAUAUGGUGCGGAUCCUGUUGGGUCAUGGAGCGACUGUCAACGCUCAGGACAAUGAGCUCUGGACGCCACUUCAUGCUGCAGCAACAUGUGGACACACAGGCCUCGUCAAGAUCCUCAUCCAGCAGUGAGUCUGCGUGUAUAGCUGAUGACAGCAAAGGGCACGAACUGAGUCUUUUCUGUGUACCGAAACACUACGAGGAGCAUUUGGACAGUGUCAUUAUACCCAAUGGCCUCAUUAAGGACAGGACUGAAAGGUUGGCCAGAGAUAUCGUUCGGGACAUGGGCGGGCAUCAUAUCGUGGCCCUUUGCGUUCUGAAAGGAGGGUACAAGUUCUUUGCCGACCUGAUGGAUUACAUCAAGACGCUGAAUCGAAACAGCGAUAAGUCUGUGCCACUGACUGUGGAUUUCAUCAGGCUAAAGAGCUACUCGAAUGACCAGUCUACAAACUGUGUAAAGGUUAUUGGUGGAGAUGAAUUAUCUGCCCUUACUGGCAAAAAUGUGCUCAUAGUUGAGGACAUUGUAGAAACAGGCAGAACUAUGGAAACACUGCUCAAACUAUUAAAUGAAUGUCAUCCUAAAAUGGUGAAGGUUGUCAGUUUACUUGUGAAAAGGACACCCAGGAGCUCAGGAUAUCGUCCAGACUAUAUUGGAUUUGAAGUCCCUGAUAAGUUCCUGGUGGGAUAUGCUUUAGACUACAAUGAAUAUUUCAGGGAUUUGAGUCAUAUCUGUAUAUUAAGUGACAGUGCGAAAGAGAAAUAUAAAGUAUGAUAUGACACCCAAGUGCUGGAUGCAUGAAGACAAAGAUCACUGUGAACUUUUUUUUGCUUGUUUUGUUAUUGUGAAAUAAUUUUUCUACAUGCCAUCUGAAAUGAUUAAUGAAC